UGUCGCUCCUGACAGCCGCUCUUGUCGACUCUGGGGGAGGUGGAAGGGCAGUGGAUCUGCCUGAUAGGAGCGUCAUCUCCGAGGUCCUUAUCGCGCAGUGGCCAAACUUUGACGGAGAAAGCUGCGAUUAUAAAACAAACCGAACAAUCCUGCGCUUUUUCCAGCUUUUUAUUCCCAACUUCAUCUUCCAAAUCAGCUUCCCUUCACUGAGUAGAGGACCCCAAAUCGUUGGAAACCGGCUUAUGAGCUGCUACUUUUUUGAAGUCUUUCUGGAAAUGGCUCUUGCAGCAUACUAGUCUACUUUUUUUUCUCCCUCCUCACAUUAUCAGCGUGCAACAUCCUGCAUCUACCAUCGCCCUGGCAACCAGACCUCCCCUCCAUCAUCCUCCAGCUCUUCAUCCCUCACCAUCAGCGGCAGCCUGCGAGGGGAAUCAAAAGCUGCUCCUGACGCUCGUCCUUCAACACCGUUUUCCACACGGGCGCCACUUCGGAGCCGUUUUUUUCUAUUAUAUAUUCAUUUUAAUUUAUUAUUAUUAUUAUUAUUAUUAUUAUUAUUUUUAUUUUUUUUUAAAUCUUAUUCAAACUAUUAAUGUGUCGGGGAAGUCUUCUCUCUCAGCAUCAAAAUGCCUGUGAGACGCGGUCACGUUGCGCUCCAGAACACCUACCUGGACACUAUCAUCAGGAAAUUCGACGAGCAAAAUCGCAAGUUCCUGAUCGCCAACGCCCAGAUGAAGAACUGUGGCAUCAUCUACUGCAACGAGGGCUUCUGCCAGAUGUUUGGUUUUGCCAGGGCGGAGAUCAUGCAACAGUCCUGUACCUGCCAGUUCUUGGUGGGACCUGGUACCAUGAAGAGUGCUCUGGCCCAGCUGGCACAGGCUCUGCUUGGCUCUGAGGAGCGCAAGGUGGAGAUCCUCUACUACGCCAAGGAAGGGACGUGCAGACCGUGCCUGGUAGAUGUUGUCCCUGUAAAAAACGAGGAGGGAGUCGUCAUCAUGUUCAUCCUCGACUUCCAGGAGCUGAUUGAUCGUUCUCUCAAGAAAUCAGGCCUCAGGCACAGAGUCUCCCAAGGAUGGAUUUACUGUCAGAACCGCAGGUUGAAGAUGAGGCUGCCGGUGCUGCGGUCCAUGCGACGAGCUUCACUUUCCAAAGAUCAGUUUGAAGGAGUGGUCGUGGACUACCUGCAGCCAAACAGCGAGGAAUUCCCUCUCAAGGAGUUUCGGAUCCCAUCCAAAGAGAGUUGCAUGCAGUCUGAGACGGAGGCUCUGAUAGAACAGGACCUGGAUCCUCCCUCCCCUGCAGCCCAGUCCUCCACUAAGCAGCGCUCCCUGCUGACCGACCGGCUGGACCCAGGCAUCAGCUUCCCCAGGGGGAGCUUACCUCGAAGUUGCUCUCGAGACAGCGUCCGCAGCCUCCGACGCGCCUCGUCACUGGACGACAUCGAUGGGAUGAGGGCGGAAUGGAACAGUCGACCUGGAGACCCCCGAACCAACAGCAAUCUGAAGCCCAGCGCUCUGAACUCCACAUCGGACUCGGACCUGAUGAGACACCGGACCAUCGGCCGUAUCCCUCAGGUUACUCUCACCUUCAGCUCGGACCGCAUGAGACCUCCUUCUCCCACUGAAAUUGAAAUCAUCGCGCCCAGCAAAAUUAAAGACCGAACCCAGAACGUCACGGAGAAGGUCACUCAGGUCACACAGGUGUUGUCCCUCGGUGCUGACGUGCUGCCAGAGUACAAGCUUCAGGCCCCGCGCAUCCACAAAUGGACCAUCCUUCACUAUAGCCCCUUCAAAGCGGUGUGGGACUGGGUCAUCCUGCUGCUGGUCAUCUACACCGCCGUCUUCACGCCGUACUCGGCCGCCUUCCUCCUCAAUGAGGUGGAGGAGCAGCGGAGGAGAACCUGUGGCUACACCUGCAACCCGCUCAACGUGGUGGACCUGGUGGUGGAUGUCAUGUUCAUCGUGGACAUCCUCAUCAACUUCAGGACCACCUAUGUCAACCACAAUGACGAGGUGGUCAGCCACCCGGGACGCAUCGCACAGCACUACUUCAAGGGCUGGUUCCUCAUCGACAUUGUGGCCGCCAUCCCCUUUGACCUGCUCAUAUUCCGCUCCGGGUCCGAGGAGCCUCAGACGACCACUCUGAUUGGACUACUGAAAACAGCCAGGCUGCUGAGGUUGGUACGAGUGGCCAGAAAGUUGGACCGUUACUCAGAAUAUGGAGCUGCCGUCCUCUUCCUGCUCAUGUGCACCUUCGCCCUCAUCGCUCACUGGCUGGCCUGUAUCUGGUACGCCAUCGGCAACGUGGAGCGCACGGGCUCUGCUCGCAUCGGAGGCAUGAAGAUCGGCUGGCUGGACAACCUGGCUGAGCAGAUCGGUAAACAGUACAACGACAGUGACGAGGCCUCCGGCCCCUCCAUCAAGGACAAGUACGUUACGGCCCUGUACUUCACCUUCAGCAGUCUGACCAGUGUGGGGUUUGGGAACGUCUCACCAAACACCAACCCAGAGAAGAUCUUCUCCAUCUGUGUCAUGCUCAUUGGCUCUCUGAUGUACGCCAGUAUCUUCGGUAACGUUUCGGCCAUCAUCCAGAGACUGUACUCAGGCACGGCCCGCUACCACACCCAGAUGCUGCGGGUCAAAGAGUUCAUCCGUUUUCAUCAGAUCCCAGGAGGCCUGCGACAGAGGCUGGAGGAGUACUUCCAACAUGCCUGGUCCUACACCAAUGGCAUCGACAUGAAUGCUGUUUUAAAGGGUUUCCCUGAGUGUCUGCAGGCUGACAUCUGCCUACAUUUGAACCGCAGCUUGCUGCAGAACUGCAAAGCUUUUCGAGGUGCCAACAAAGGUUGCCUGCGAGCUCUCGCCAUGCGAUUCAAGACCACCCACGCUCCGCCGGGCGACACUCUGGUCCACAGUGGGGACAUUCUCACCGCCGUCUACUUCAUUUCCAGAGGCUCUAUAGAGAUCCUCAGGGACGAUGUGGUGGUGGCCAUACUAGGAAAGAACGACAUCUUCGGUGAACCCAUCAGUCUGUACGGGCGGCCAGGUAAAUCCAGCUCUGAUGUCAGGGCUCUGACCUACUGCGACCUUCACAAGAUCCUGAGAGAUGAUCUGCUGGAGGUGCUGGACAUGUAUCCCGACUUCGCAGACAUGUUCUGGAAUAACUUGGAAAUCACCUUCAACCUGAGAGAUGCAGAUAGAAUAAACCAGACAACCCCAGGCAGGGACUCUGAAUGUGGCUACCGGCGGACAAGGCAUCGGAGAAGCUCCCUACGUCGUCGAAACCGACCAGACGGCAUGGACCGCGAAGACUCCUACCCCGACCAGCCCUGUCCGAUGGCAAACCACCACCGGGGCACGAUGGCAGAAUCCCACUGGGAGGACCUCUGCAGCAGUGGUAGUAUCUGUUCGCAGUCUAGUGAUGAGGAAUUGAAGCCCAUGGGACACAGCAAAGGAGAGCUGUACCCCCCGGGGGGCGACACAAGAGACUAUCCCCCAACAGUGGUCAACCUCCUACCUCACAGCGGACCCUCAGCUGGGAUGACGCCACCCGGAGGAACACCAUACUCAGCAACAGCCCCUAUCAGCAUGUCAGGGCUGUAUGGCUACUGGCCAGGCCGCAGAGCCAGCCAGUUCUCAGACAGCCAGCGACGAGGCUCGUCGGUCAGGGCCAGUUUCCACCCUCCGCCCUGUGCCGAGGAUCGGCCCAGCGAGCUGGAAUCCAGGCUGGAGCUGCUGCAGUCGCAGUUAAACCGGCUGGAGACCCGUAUGACCGCAGACAUCAAUGUGAUCCUGCAGCUCCUGCAGAGGCAGAUGGCCCCCGUGCCUCCAGCCUACAGUGCUGUGUCGCCCAGCCCUCACCCGCCUCACCCCACCACCCUGUACAGCACAGGAGUACCCACAAUUCACACGGUCCCUCCAAUCCAGCCGGUCCAGAUCGACAGCACCGCCUCACUCCUACAGAGUCCAGACUCUGACUUCCAGCACAAAUCCAAGGACUCCCUGUCCAGCGGGAUCCAUCUCACUGUGGCCUCUGACGACACCAUGUCCAUGUCGCCGGAUGCCGACCCACCAUGUCUGCCCUCUGUGGACCUCACCCCUCCUCAAAUGUCAGGGCCCCAAGAGCCUCCUGGACUGCGAUGUGGCAGCCAGCGCUUCCCCUCCCUCCCCGAGCACCUGGAGACCUCCACAGAGAUGCAGGAGAUCCAGAGGCACGUUUCUGACCCUGUCCUGCCAGGCAGCUAGGACACCACCGCCAACACCACAACGCCAAAGCCUGGUUCUUUUUUUUUUUCGGACGGGACAGCCAUACGUUCCCCACUCUGCUACUUUCUUUUACCUCCCUUAAAACCUCGCCCGUCCUGUUCAGAUGCUGCUGUAGAACGUGGGAUGCGUUGCCUUCCACGUCACUGAGGGUGCAGAGUGCCUCCUGGUUCGCACAUACAAGACUCUGCAGCGCCCCCACAGGCUGCCGUGCUCCUCCGUCCCCUCGCGCCCAAGGUCCUGUGCAAUGAAGAGAUUACUCCUGCCCAGCAGCGUGGGACAGCUGUGAAAUAUGAGCUGCCAGUAAGCAAACAAACAUAUGCGUGGAUCUGAAAUUACACAAACUACACCCCAGACUGAGGUUCCCUUGAAGAGAGGUGAAAUGUCAAGGACCACUGAAAUGUUUCACAUUUAUCUGCAUUUACUUUGUAUAAGAAUUGCACAUUUAGACGUGAGCUGUAGAGAUAUAUAAUAAUUUACUUGGAACUGAAUUUAUUUUCUUAAUGUUAAGAUGUGUUUCCACCACAGGAUCUUUGGAGGAGCUCAGUGCUUUUCCACCGCAGAGUCCAGGGUCUAAAUUAAGUUCCCGGGACGUUCCCCUCCUCUCGUUUCUUAGUUUGCACACUCUCCUCUCCUCUCCUCUCCUCUCCUCUCCUCUCCUCUCCUCUCCUCUCCUCUCCUCUCCUCUCCUCUCCUCUCCUCAUGUCUUCAUCCCUCCAACAUGAGAUUCUAGCAGAGACAGCUGUGUCAUCUGGUCUUUUUUGUUUGUUAUAGCUUCUGCUGCUGUUUAUUUCUGUCAGAUGAGCAUAACAGUGAUCACGACAAGGUGUAUAUUUACUUUCAGUUCACAAUAUGGGACAAUGUGACAAUAAUAGUGAUAUCAAGUUGAAUUGUCAUCAAGGAAUACAGUUAGAAAAGCGCCCCUCAGGGGUCCACUACAUGGACAGUAAAAGUUUGAUCAUCUUAAAUGAUAUGCUGGAAAAUGUCCUGCUCCCACAGCGGUUUGUUUUCCAGAUGUGUGUCCUGCCUCCUUUUUGUAACAGGUGCUAAAAAAAAACUUCCCUAAAGGUUAAACCUGUGCAUCCUCGCUCACAGCUCCCCAUGUGAGCCUCCUCUCUCCUCCAGAUGCAUUUCAGGAAUUGAGACAUCAUUCAAUAUGGCGUGCUGAGACUGAUCUCCAGGUCACACCUGGGAAUGAAAACAAUGAUAGAAUAAUUAGAAACUGUAUUUACUUGGCACUUUUUAUCAAAGUUACAAAGUGCUUUACACAGGAUAAAGUAGACAUGGCAGAUAAGAGGAAGAAGAAGAAUAAAAUCACUGAAGGUUACAGAAGAUGGAGCAGAGAAGAGAUGAGGAGGCACACAGUAGAGAAAUGAGAAGAUUAUAUUAGAGUCUCAGCUGGAGGUGUUGUUCAGGAAGUUUGGGGGUGGGGCUAAAGGGAACUGAAUGUUUCUGAUUGGUCAAAUACUUGCAGUAAUUAAUUUCUGCCCCUAUUUUUGGAAAUGUUGUUUUUCAGCAUUGACUUACAGAAAAACGCAUACAACAGGAGCACCUGCUACGAAUUCAUCACCCUUACUGUUAAAGGGUCCCAUGCUAAAAUGAAAUAUAAUUCAGACGUGCUUUUUUCGUAUGUAAGAGAACAAACCUGCCAAAUCUUCGCAGGUCUUUAGACUGUGGUGGAAAUGCAGACGACAACAACAAGUCGCAGGACCCUUUUAGUUCCUUAAAAAGUCGUUCCCGGGGACUGUAUCGUCACAGUAAGGACGACACAUCUACUAAAUGUAAUAAGUAUGAGUGUUUUAAGUUAGAGACUCAUUAUUGUUGUUUUGGUGUUUGAUGAAAAAAAAUAUCAAAAUGCAUACCAUAGCUGGCACACUGUGAAGGAUGGGGUUCAGGAUCAGAGAGACACUCCUUGAAAGUGUAAUUUUCAUCUCAUAUUUCAUGUUCUGACGUUUUGACAUGAAUCAGCAGUACUUACAAGCGUGUGGUUUGAUCAGGAGAAGGUGUAAACAAAACAACAGAUCAAGCAGAGUCUUCUUGUAAACAUUCGAAGGUGGUGUUUCUCACAGGUUUGGCUUCCAUCACGACGGCUUUGCUUGAUCUCCCCUCUUCCUCUGUCUGUACACUUGCGCUAAUGUGUUCAUCUGCAAGUGCCGACAGAGGACGGACACUGAAACAGUUAAAGGGGAAAAAAAUGCCAAAGGUUGUUUUACGCAGACUGAUUGACAAGUGACGUGGAUGGUAGCUGUCAAUCACACGCAGAUGCAGAGGCGUCGUCUCAAGGCAUCCUCUGUUAAAGAUGAUUUCACAGUUCCAACCACAAGGUGAAUGUAAUGACUUUUUAAACAUUUAUAAUUCUGUAUAAUGUUUCUUGAAGCACAAAUUCCUGUUAUUUAUCUUUUUUUUUUUUUUUUUAGAUUAAAGACACUGCAGAGUUA
Messenger RNA from Acanthopagrus latus (yellowfin seabream), 6697 nucleotides. It is a transcript of the gene kcnh6a, whose product is annotated as potassium voltage-gated channel, subfamily H (eag-related), member 6a. NCBI's taxonomy places the organism in Eukaryota, Metazoa, Chordata, Actinopteri, Spariformes, Sparidae. Gene Ontology annotation, molecular function: inward rectifier potassium channel activity. Gene Ontology annotation, biological process: regulation of heart rate by cardiac conduction; regulation of ventricular cardiac muscle cell membrane repolarization; potassium ion transmembrane transport. Bases 624 to 4241 code for a protein of 1205 amino acids. The transcript is spliced from 16 exons. The record is from RefSeq and is a predicted model, not a curated record. Gene Ontology annotation, cellular component: membrane.